AUGGACACCUCUACAACCACAACCGUGCUGGACGCCUUUCUCAACGCGACUUUCGCCAACCAAACCGCCGUGGACAAUGAGAGCUACAGCGGCACCACCCCGGCCUCUGCCGUACCGAACAACGGGACCUCAGCCCCUGUAGCCGGGGACAGUUUGAGUUGGGACGACGCGACGUGGAUUUUAACCAGUUCGUUUAUCAUCUUCACCAUGCAGUCAGGUUUUGGUCUGCUGGAGUGCGGGAACGUGUCGUCUAAGAACGAGGUGAACAUCAUGGUGAAGAACGCGGUGGACGUGGUGUUCGGCGGGCUGACCUACUGGAUGUUCGGCUUCGGGAUCACCUUCGGCAUGGCGGCAGGGACCAACGCCUUCUGCGGCGUCGGAGACUGGUUCCUGGACUCGGACGACGAGCACAUGGGCGUGGUUUUCGCCAAGUUCAUCUUCCAGCUGUCCUUCGCCACCACCAGCACCACCAUCGUGUCGGGGGCAAUGGCCGAGCGGACGAAGCUCAACUCCUACAUCGUGUUCUCCAUGCUGAACACGGUGGUCUACAUCUUCCCGGCACACUGGAUCUGGGCUCCUAACGGAUUCCUGUACACGAUGGGAGUGAUAGACGUUGCGGGGACGGGGGCCGUGCACCUGUGCGGGGCGUCCUGCGGGCUGGUGGCCACUCUCCUGCUGAAGCCGCGGAUUGGGCGCUUCGAUGACGAGAAAGGCUCGCCCGAGAUGUCCUCACCGACGAACGUGCUGCUCGGGACGUUCAUGCUGUGGUGGGGUUGGCUUGGAUUUAACUGCGGAAGUACCUACGGUAUCCAAGGAGGGAAAUGGCAACUAGCCGCAAGGUCUGCCGUGUCUACCAUGUUGGGUUCCUUGGGAGGAGGAAUUGUAGGUGUUGUCUACAGUUACGCUACCAAAAAAGGACAGUUCAACGUCGGCGACAUCGUCAACGGCAUCCUAGGUGGCCUGGUGUCUGUCACCGCGAUCUGUGCGAUAGCUAGUCCGUUCGGAGGUCUGGUGAUCGGGUCUUUCGGAGGACUGUGCGCUGAUCUCGGCGUCCCUUUACUGAACUACCUGAAGAUAGACGACCCAGUUGGAGCGGUGCCAGUGCACGGGUUCGCCGCCAUAUGGGGCAUGCUGGCCGUGGGACUCUUCGCUCUAAACGACGGCCUGGAGAACUUUUCCUUCGGUAGAAAGGGGCUUCUGUACGGAGGGGGACCUUACCUGCUGGGGGUCCAACUGAUCGCGGUGGUCGUCAUCAUCCUCUGGGGCGCCGGCGUCUCCUUUGUCUUACUCAAGCUGAUAGACGUGACUAUGGGUCUGCGCAUGUCCGAAGAGGAGGAGGAACUUGGAGCGGACAUAUGCGAACACGAGAUCGACCAGAACGACGACCCGUACGAAGAAAUUCAGCGUUACCUCACCAUCUGUGACGACCACGAAAACAAGAUGGCGGCCGAAAACAACAUGGCGGUCGCGGACGUGGAGGAUGACGGGAAGGGGACUGACCAAGACAUGGCGGUGGCGGGUGGCAAACGUGGAGUGUUCGCAAUCGUGCGCUCCCUGUUCAAGACUGUUAAAACGGACCGCCCCUACCAGCCGAACGGAACUGGAGACGGUGGAGAUUCAAAUGAUCCGAUCAACUUUGACAGAAACUGGAUUCUACAAUCGGAGGGUGAGGAAGGGUCAUGUCCCAAGCAGAUGGAAAACAACAUCACGGUGGUGGCUCCGCACGGACCGAAAGGGGACAUAGGACAGGAGGGACCGAGGGGCGUUCGCGGGGAGAAGGGAGUGACAGGCCGUCCCGGGAAGCUCGGACCACACGGCGUGGAGGGCCAGAAGGGUGGGGAAGGAGCUCCGGGACAGAAAGGCAGCCAAGGCGCGAAAGGAUUGGGUGGAGGAGCUGUGUAUAUCCGGUGGGGGAGGAAAUCGUGUGACGAGAGUACGGGUACGGUGACCGUGUACUCUGGGCUCGCCGGCGGAGAGUGGUACAACCACAACGGAGGAGGAAGCAACUACCAGUGCCUCCCUGCAGACCCGGAGUGGGGCUGGUAUGACGAUGAGGUUUCGGCAGCGAGGGCAUAUUUGCACGCUGCCGAGUACCAAAUCUACUCAAACGCAGUAUACGACAGGGCUCUUCAAGACCGUGACGUGCCCUGUGCAGCUUGCUACAGUCUUUCCCGUCGCGCGCAGCUGAUGAUCCCCGCCCGUAAGACCUGUCCAGAAGGCUGGACGCGGGAGUACGGUGGCUACCUGAUGGCUGAACACUGGGACCACGCCGGCCGUACGGAGUUUGUGUGUAUGGACGGGGAGCCCGAGAUUUUGUCAGGCGGAGAAGGGAACGACAACGGCGCGCUGUUCUACCUCGUGGAGGCCCGCUGUUGGUCACUGCCGUGCCCACCCUACGUUGAAGGGAGGGAGGUCACAUGCGUCGUGUGCACAAAAUAG
Branchiostoma floridae (Florida lancelet) is the source of this 2439-nucleotide messenger RNA. Its product is annotated as ammonium transporter 1 member 2-like. Gene Ontology annotation, biological process: ammonium homeostasis; ammonium transmembrane transport. Bases 1 to 2439 code for a protein of 812 amino acids. The transcript is spliced from 12 exons. Gene Ontology annotation, molecular function: ammonium channel activity. Gene Ontology annotation, cellular component: membrane. Lineage: Eukaryota; Metazoa; Chordata; Leptocardii; Amphioxiformes; Branchiostomatidae. The record is from RefSeq and is a predicted model, not a curated record.